Aspergillus alliaceus is the source of this 762-nucleotide messenger RNA. RefSeq lists its product as uncharacterized. NCBI's taxonomy places the organism in Eukaryota, Fungi, Ascomycota, Eurotiomycetes, Eurotiales, Aspergillaceae. The transcript has a single exon. The record is from RefSeq and is a predicted model, not a curated record. Bases 75 to 572 code for a protein of 165 amino acids.
GCAAAUCCAAGUAAAGUCGUCAGGCUGUGGAGCAUCCCAAGUCUUGGAAGACGUAGGCCGAUGGAGUCGUGAAGAUGCUGAUACUCCAUCCCCAUCGUCUCUUUGGUCUUGCCUUUUUUCUUUUGUUUUUCUCUCUCCAAUCCACUCGAUUAAUUUUACUUUUCUAUUCUAAGAAUACUCUUUACUCCCUUUCCUAUCCUUUUCCUUGGUUCGCCCACGUCUGUUCACUGCCGUCGGCCAUCCAUAUCUACUUGGUAUACAAGCAUCUGAUAUCGCCGGUAUUGAAUCCUAGAACGUAUCAUUUUUCACUUUUUAUUUCGCGAUUUUUUUCUAUUAGUCUGAAACUUGUCGUAUUCCAGCUUAUCCCACUCCCCAUGACCUUCGCUGCCUAUACUGAAGCUUCAAAUGACCGUCUCCCUCGGCUGAAAAGGAUCAUCAAACCGAGACGAGUCAUGAUUUUCAGGGGCGCGCAAUGGAUCCUUAACAAACAGAUUUUUUGUUUUCGUAGUCCGGAGAAAAAUGCCACACAUACACAUACGACGAAGAGUUACAUUCAGCCAAACUCGUAUUGAGGCCGAAUUGCUCAUCCAAGAAGCGAGAUCGGAUCGACAGGUACUCAAAUGCCGGAAUCCCAAAGUAAUAUCAAGUAUCACGACAUUCUCCACGCGGCUUGCGUGAUUGCUUCCUCCCUUUAGGUUUAGUCACUCUUGGCACCCCCAUAUGGCAGGGCGGAUCAGGUGAUCUGCACGGCCCUAAAGCUGC